CGGAGCUCUGCGCCGCACCAGCCGAGCCAACAGCCAGGCUAGGCGGCUCGGGCUGCCUUACCGAGUGAGUAGUGAGUCUCUCGCGGAAAGCGGCGUAUAAACCUAGCCGGCUCGGCUAUCCGAUGAUCGUUACACACGCUGUGUAUAAAACAACGCGGUUCCCGAACAGGCUUAAUAACCGGGAUUUUCGUUCACGCGCGCGAGAUCUCCGUAACAACCGCGUUCUUUGCUCCCUCCCGUCCCCUGGUCGUCAUCCCUCCCCCGCCACUCCCCCCCUUCCCCCCUUCUUCGCAACUCACACGCGUCUAAUCCGCCGCUUCGUCCAAUCCCCAAGCCUUAUCACAGACGGACGGAUGCUUGACUCUACCGAAAAGCAGAUAGACUCGACUGCAAUACCGCUUGAACCGUAUUGCUGUUACUACUGAUGCUCAUGCUGACGCGGUGAUUCCUAUACCUGCGCCGCAGAUCACAUAUCGAUCGAUAGUGAUCGAUACUGACGCGGGAAUAUCGCGCGCAGAUCAAGAUCGAUUGUGAAGUUUCGGUGUGUAUUCGUUCGGUUAUUAUCAGUGAGAGUAGGAAUUAUUCUUAUGCUUUGGCAGCCGGAGAUAUUGUGGAGUUAGUGUUGGGUGAUUAAUUAUAUGCCAAGAGUGGGUUCACUUAUUGUGUUGUUGAGUUUUUGUGAAAUCGGUUUUUUUUUUUUUUUUCGACAAGUUUUGAGUACGCGUUACUGGUACGUCUUACAAUUUGAAAUUAUUACCCGUCGAUACCGUGGUGUAAUUUUUUGAUUCUCAAACUUGUAAGGUUUUACUUGCGAUACUUGGGAUAUUUUGAGGAAAUAAAACGUGGUUCUAAUUGUAAGAAACGCGAGAUGUUUUUAGGCGUUUUACUUGAAAUACGUAACACAGUCGAAGGAGCGAAUGGUACAUGAGGUGGAAAGAAGAAACGAAAGAAACAAAGAAACGUUCGUUUAUUUGAAAAGAAAUACGGAGUGUCGGGUUCGGGGGCAGAGGAGGAGGUGGCGGAGGAGGAGGAGAAGGAGGAGGAGGAGGAGGAGGAGGGUAGGGAAGGAAAAAAAAUAAUAACAAUGAUGCGACGCCAUAAACAGAAUCGAACAAACAACUGAUAUGCAAAUAAUGAGUUGUGCAUUUAAAGAUUGUAUUGGAACUCGGUUUGCUGUUAGCUGCCGCCACCACCACGCUGGGUUUUAUAAUGCGUGGUUAUUUAAAAGAAGAAACAGUAUACAACCUUAGUUGGGUAUUAUUAAAAGAAACUAUUGUCGACGUCUUAUUAACAAUGCCUUGUUAUUAAACUCCCAGCCAACGCCGACGAAUACGACCGAGUUCGUACGGUCCGACCGCACCGCCUGCGCGGAUUCUCCUGCACUAGAGGCAGGCUGCUGUACACAACCGUCUCAAACUUCUGUGACUACGCGGCGCGCGCCAGCCCGAGUUUGUGUGUUCCACCGAAUACGAACUUGUUAUAGCCUGCAGUGUGUGCCUGCGUUUGUCCAGCGCCACGGCGCUGAUAGCGUUCGUUGGUUUCGCUCGAUCCGCCGCCGAGUCCCGCGAGUCUACCUUAACGCCUCUCCCUUCCUUAAAAUGGGCAAAGACGUUGAUCCGGGUUCGCCGCCGGCCCGCCACCCCGCCGCGUGUCAAUUCAGUGAUAAUAAUUCGUCGAUGGUUGCAAACGAAGCUGCAGGCGUGCAUCGCGCGUCGUACGCAGCACAGUGACCUACACAACCGUUCGACCGGCGUUUGUCAUAUGUUUACUCAAAAUUGUUAUUAUUUUCCUCGCUGCACAUUCAUCACCGUCGCCUGCACGACUCUGCGACGCCACCUCGCUACUUUGACUUCGGAUUACAACGUAGUGCAUCGAACAAUUGUUGAACACUUGUGCUUCCUGUGAUACUCCCGUUUGAACUUUUCUCUCAAUACACCUGGCCUCCGUCCCACGUGUUCAACUUUUAUAUUUGAAUCUCCCGCCCUGCUUCUCGACUCUGGUGAGCCCCGCCACCGUCUCGAGCUGCUACCAUUGGUAAGUCUCUCAGGGACCUUUCCAGCAGCCUGAUUUCAAAAUUGGUCAUUUAGGCGAGAAUCCUUUCGACAACGGGUCCUGGAUCAAGGAACACUUUCAGCCAACAGCAGUGCCUUGGCAAUCGAGCCUGAGAGGUCAAUCACGAUACGGUGACGAUGGCAUAAUGGAUCAUGAUCAAGACGGGGACGUUGCGAUUAACCUGUCAACAUCCCAGAGACCUUCUGCUUCUACGACCCCGAACGGAGACACAUCCGCAUCCUACGGCCACGAUCAUCAGAACAACGAUCAGGUGAGGCUCUCUCGACUCUUCUCAAACCAUUGGUUGUACUCGCUUCGACCCUCUGCGGCGUCGCUGUUCAGUGCUUUGAAGCAGCAAGAGACGCGUGAAGCAUCAGUGGCGAGUAGAGACCGUGACGGUAGGGAACGUGAUCGGAUUCGUGAAGAGAUUGACAGCGAGCAGCAGCGCGAGGGCCACAUCGAAUACCAAGGCAAUGGGAAGCUCAGUCCUCCCGGGCACCAUCCACUGACUGUCGCACCGAUGACCCAGCAAAAGCAACCCAUCGUUUCGCAGCAGUCCCAACAGCCCAGCUCGGGCGCUCCUGGUUCACAGCCCAGCCCCCGACAGAGUCCUCAGGCUCCCCAACAAGGCAGUCCUCCAACCCCUGCUGGUCAGGGACAAUCACCUGGAGGGCCGCCGCAACAGUUACCACAAACAACAUCGCAGAUGAUGCUUAGCCCCGCAAGUGGGCUUCAUCAGAUGCAACAGCUCCUACAGCAACACAUUCUCAGCCCGAGCCAGCUACAGUCGUUUAUGCAACAGCACACCCUCUAUCUCCAGCAGCAGCAGCAGCAACAACAGCAGCAGCAUCAUCAGGACUCGACAUCCGAGCACGUUGCUAAUCAUGAGAGAUUCGGCUACUUCUCCUCGUUAAAAAACCAUCAACAGCAGCUAGCCGAAUUGGGUAGGAAACAGUUGGAACAAGCUAUGCAGCAGCUUCAAGAGCAGCUGCAACUCAAUUUAAUACAACAAACGCACCUACUGCAGACGGCGGACAAGAAGAAGGCGUCGGCACCUCUUCAGCAGCUCGCGUUACAGCAGCAACAGCUAAUACAGCAGCUCCAGAUUACCCAGCGACAGUAUCUACUGCAGCAGGGUCUUGGUCUUCAGGGUCACAAUCACUCGUCGGGUCUACAGCCCGGUGACGGUAUGACAGUUUGGAAAAAUGAGCCGUCCGACGGAACGGAAGUUCACCAGAAUUCGAAUCCGCACAAAUCCGGGGGAGGUCUGAACGGGUUGUUAAAUUCAAUCGUCUCCGGUCGCCGGUCGGAAAUGAACGGCACGUCCUCUCUCGACGAAAAGCCGUUAGACGUGUCAAGCAACGAGAAAGCUCAUCCGCUCUACGGUCAUGGGGUAUGCAAAUGGCCAGGCUGUGAAGUGAUCUGUGAAGAUUAUCAGGCAUUCCUUAAACACCUAAACACCGAGCACACAUUGGACGACAGAUCGACGGCCCAAGCGAGAGUUCAGAUGCAGGUUGUUUCCCAGCUUGAAAUCCAGCUGCAGAAGGAGCGGGACAGACUUACGGCGAUGAUGCACCAUUUGCAUGUGGCCAAGCAGAUGGCGUCACCCGAACCCCCCAAGUCCUCGGAAUCAUCGACUGGCUCGAGUUUACCGAAACUUAAUUUGUCCUCGGCGUUGAUGAGCCAACCGCCCCCUAAUUUCGGGGUGUCCCAGGUCUCGCCGGUAUCGAUGUCGGCACUCGUUUCCGCCGUCAGAUCGCCGGCCAGCAGUCAACAUCCCUCUUCAGGUGGGCCAGCCUCGAUGCCGCCCCUGCCGAACAUGUCGACAAUGCCAGGUAUGCCACCGAUGCCCAACAUGCCAGGGAGCAUGCCUAGCAUGCCCAGUAUGCCGUCGAUGGCCGGACCAAUCCGCAGGAGGAUCAGCGACAAGUCUGCGCUGUCCUUGGCCGGUGGGCUGCCCUACAUGCUGGAGCGCGCUGGCCUAGACGUUCAACAAGAAAUUCAGCGCAACCGGGAGUUUUACAAAAACGCCGACGUCAGGCCACCCUUCACUUACGCUUCUCUCAUUCGUCAGUCGAUAAUCGAAUCGCCGGACAAGCAGUUGACGCUCAACGAGAUCUACAACUGGUUCCAAAAUACGUUCUGCUACUUCAGGCGCAACGCGGCAACGUGGAAGAACGCAGUGCGACACAACCUGUCUCUCCACAAAUGUUUCAUGCGAGUCGAAAACGUGAAAGGGGCUGUUUGGACGGUGGACGAAGUGGAGUUUUACAAGAGACGUCCGCAGCGCGCUUGCAGCACGACUGGGGGUGUCCCGUCGAAAAGUCCAACUCUAAUUCACAGUCCGACAAUGUACGGCGACGCACUCAACGCCAAUCUCCAGUAUUUCCAGGCUGCGCUUGGUGAGUCGAACAUGGGUUUCUUGAACAACUCCAUGUGCACAUCGACGGCAACAAGUCCUGACAAGGACCAUCUUCUAGCCCACAACGAUUUGAUGUCGCCGUUGGAUGAACCAUCGGGCGUGCAUAUAAAGCAAGAGGGGCAGAGCCCCGAGGGCGGGAAGUUAUCGAGACUGAUAAAACGGGAGCUCUUAGAGGCACCGACCGAGCAGGAGGAGGACGGCGUAGAUGACCGUGAAUAUUCCGAGAGCCAUGGCCACGAUUCGGGUCAGGACGAGGACAUGGCCGAGGACCUAUCUAUGGCGCCGGACACGACGCCGAGCACGGAAGAUCAGAUCGAAGCGUAGUAUCCUCUUCGUUGUUGAUUCCCUAACCCUUUUACCCCCCCCAACCCCCAAGAUAUAAUAUUCAUCCCCUACUCGCCAUAUCCAACCGCCCUACAAAAGCGGUCUAAAGACUAAUAAAUAUUAUUACUAUUAUUAUUAUAUUAUAAUUAUUAUUAUCAUCAUUGUAAUGUCGUUUUUCUUUUUUUUUUUUUUUUUUUUCUUUCCGUCUCAUUUUUAUUCCAAAACUAUGAUGACAAGUACGCACGUAUUAGCUGCCAAUACGAUUGGCAAUUGUGUAUAUAUAUAUAUUAUAUACGCAUACACACACACACACAUAUAUAUAUAUACUAUAUAAAUUGAACGUUCUUUGAUCCAUAUCCCUUACGAAGCAAUUGUAAGAAUAACGAUUACAUUAUAUACAUAUAUAAAACAUA
Neodiprion virginianus is the source of this 5211-nucleotide messenger RNA. RefSeq names its product forkhead box protein P1 (gene FoxP). Gene Ontology annotation, cellular component: nucleus. Gene Ontology annotation, biological process: regulation of transcription by RNA polymerase II. The coding region runs from base 2198 to 4798 and encodes 866 amino acids. The record is from RefSeq and is a predicted model, not a curated record. Gene Ontology annotation, molecular function: RNA polymerase II cis-regulatory region sequence-specific DNA binding; DNA-binding transcription factor activity, RNA polymerase II-specific. The transcript is spliced from 19 exons. Lineage: Eukaryota; Metazoa; Arthropoda; Insecta; Hymenoptera; Diprionidae.